AGCAGCAAAUCACUUCCUGGAGAGAGAGAGAGAGAGAGAGAGAGAGAGAGAGAGAGAGAGAGAGAGAGAGAGAAGUUAAAGUGAAGGCAAACUUUACAGCAGGGAUUGUGACGCAGUGGUGCAGAUCAAGCUUUUUUGAAUUGAAGUGAAGUGAAGAGAGAGAGAGAGAGAGAGAGAGAGAGAGAUGGGGAGCGCGCGGGACAGCGCACAGCGUGCACACCGAGUGAGGCGAAGUGAAGCGCGUGCUGCCGUUCUUCUUUCCUUCUUUUGAUUUUUUUUCUCUCUUUCAUUUUUUUCUCUUUUCACACAAAGUUCGGUCUCGGGCUCGAGCCGCAGUGACGCAAUCCCCGUUCCAGCGCGCGCCGUUUCUGGCUUCUCCGCCUGUGACGCACGAUGGGUGCCAUGUUUCAUUUCCUACUUCACUGAUUUAUAUGAGCCGCUGUGUGUUUGUGUGAAUGCGGGCCGCCAUGUCGCAGUUGCUGCACAUGGAGAUCCCCAACUUCGGCAGUGCGGUGCUAGUGUCGCUGAACGAGCAGCGCCUGCAGGGUCUGUACUGUGACGUGUCCAUCGUGGUGAAGGGGCAGGCCUUCAGGGCGCACCGCGCCGUCCUGGCCGCCAGCAGUCUCUACUUUCGUGACCUGUUCAAUGGCAGCACCAAGUCCGAAUUCGAGCUGCCUUCUUCCGUCACGCCAGCCUGCUUCCAGCAAAUUCUGUCCUUCUGCUACACGGGGAAGCUGACGAUGGCAGCCAGCGAGCAGCUGGUGGUCAUGUACACGGCCGGGUAUCUGCAGAUCCAGCACAUCGUUGAAAGAGGCAUGGAGCUCAUGUUCAAGGCUAAUUCGCCUCACUGUGACUCGGCCACUGCUGCCACAGACGAGACCGGCUCGGAGCCUCAGAGCCCAAACAACAACAACAGCGCAAACAACACCGCAGCAGUGGCGGUAGCAGCGGCGGCCAUGUUGGCUCCUCCAAGCUGGUCACCUUCGGUCCGCAAGGUGAAGACGGAAGGCAGCGAGAUGCCGCUAAGCCUCCUGGGAGGAGCCAAGAGGAGUUCUGGGGUGAGAGGAAACUCAUUCUUCUACCCCGGGGUGCCGGGAAUGUACCCCGUCAUGCCUGGAGAACGUUCCAGCCCCGGAGCGUCCAGCCUGCCCACCACAGACAGCCCCACGUCUUAUCAGAACGAGGACGAAGAGUUUGACGAGGAGAACUACGACGGCAUCAGCGAGGACGCAUUCGCACAGAUGUACAGCCGCACCACAAAUCCUUACGCAAUGACAGAUAAACCCGAGCUGGUUCCUGUGCCUCUGGAAAGUCGUCCUUGUGUCCUGCUACGCCGUGAUCUGGUGGCUCUGCCCGCUAGCCUUAUUAGUCAGAUCGGCUACCGCUGUCACCCCAAACUCUACACGGAAGGUGACCCUGGCGAAAAACUCGAGCUAGUUGCAGGUACAGGAGUGUUCAUGACCAGAGGACAGCUGAUGAACUGCCACUUGUGUGCCGGCAUUAAACACAAGGUCUUGUUGAGGCGACUGCUCGCUACUUUCUUUGACAGAAACACUCUGGCGAACAGCUGUGGGACUGGAAUCCGUUCCUCGACCAGCGACCCGAGCAGAAAGCCCCUGGAUAGUCGAGUUCUAAACGCUGUGAAACUCUACUGUCAAAAAUUUGCUCCCAACUUCAAAGAGAGUGAGAUGAACGUGAUCGCUGCCGACAUGUGCACCAACGCACGUCGUGUCCGGAAACGAUGGCUGCCCAAGAUCAAGUCCAUGCUGCCUGAAGGCAUCGACAUGUACCGUGGCUCAGGGGCGGGGCUUAAUCUGAGCGUUCCAUUGACCUUUGAUCCAGACUUCAAGCAGCUGCCACUGUUCGUUGAGCGUAAGGAUGCUGUAAGAACUCAGCAGCCACUGGAUAGUGAGAGUGCAGAGCUCAUGGAGGGCCAGGUGGAGGAGGAAGAGGAGGAUGAAGGAGCCAUGGUCGAGGGAGUGGAAGAUACUUUAGGGGCCAGUUCUCUUCUUCUUGGGGUCGAUGGCAGAGUUCAGGGUUGUCCGGCGCAUGACGGACAGGAGGAGCAGGAGUUUGCGGAAGGGCUGAGGAUAAACGGGCAGUGAAAAUCCACUGGGGUUUUAACAGAAGGAUCCAGGCUGUGUAUCAGUACUGAUUUUAUUGCAUCCUUAACAAUUACCCCUGGACUGAAUGUAGUGUUUGGAUACUUUAUCAGCCUGAGUGAUGUUUGUACGAUGACCUCGUGAAUCUGAUUGGCUUUUUAUCAACGAGAAAAAGAAUGAAUGAAAUGAGACUGACAGUCACAGAGGCCACGCCUCCUUAUCCAGGCCUGACACCGGACACGCCUCUUUUACCGAGACUGACAGACAAAGAGGCCACGCAUCUUUUUCUGAGACUGACAAUCACAAUAAAAGACGCGUUGCCUCAGACUUUUCUUUUGAUCUCGAGGUCCAGUUUUGUGGAACCUGCCCUUCAGAACACACUACAGCUGUGAGGUUUUCAGUCAAUGCGGUUCUGAAACACGCUACGCUAACAGGUGCAGCAGGGCAUGCUGGGUAGGGCGGGCUUAUACGACAAACACAGGCAUUGCUUAUGUAAGUAGGAAAGAAAGAUUUUGCACUCUCGCUGAAUUGAAGCACUUCUAUUAACACCGAUUUUUGCAGUGGACAUCGUUAAGCUCUGACGAGGCCACGCGAGACCUGAAAGUGCCUCAGUGACCUUCCUCUGGAGACAUUUCUUUUUGCUAUACACUGAAUGUUCUGUAUUUUCCAGGAAAACUAAACCUCCCACCAAAACGAAAGCGAUACAUUACUCCAUCGUCCGUUGGGAAAACACUGUGCACUUGAACGAAAGCUCCGACUCUUUCAGGAUCCAAGAUACAAAAAUAAGGUUUUAAAGGGAUUCUCUGGUGUCUUUUAGUCUGAUCUCCAUCCACUGCAUCAGAGGCUUCUUCUCUGUUCAUGAAUUUAUACACAAUUCCUUAAAUCACACUUAUUAUAGAGGUCUAAGGAGAAUUAUAUUGAGUUUCACUUUCCAACCUUGGAGCAGUUCUCUAAAAUUAGUUCCGUUUACUUUAAAAGUUCCAGGUUUUCUGGUAUCCCUACACCGUCAGAGAAAGUAGUUCCAUGCUGGAAAGGAUGAAUUACACAGAGACCAAACGGGAAUAAAAUUCAACCCGACAAGAUGAGAAAUCACCGAAGAGGGAACAGGCGAGUAACGUGAAAGACGUGUAUUUGAGAGUUGCUUUCACGUCACUCGUGACUUUAUUGACCAAUCACAACUCCAAUAGAAAAUUAGUUCGCAUUUCUGUCUUGAUUGAAAGGUUCUUCAAUAAUAAAAGUGUAGGAUCGGAUCAACUAUUUAAUCUUCGCUAAAUUUAAUCAGCUAAAAUGUGAUAUUUUUCUAGUAUUUAUUCAUCAUAUAUACUUUAAAGUCUGCUUUAUUUUUAGCCAUUUUCACAAGUCAAAUGAUUUCCAUUAAUAUCAGUAAUAACAGGUUAACAGCCUGAUUUAUGAUUUACAAAUUUCAGCUUUUCUGCUAAACAGCUGCUUUUAGACUUUCAUCGUCCACAACUUCUGAUUAAACCGAUUAAAUCGGUCUUCCUGAUGCUCACUGACACACCGUGGAUGUGAUGUGGAGAUUUUAGAGGAGAUGAACGUCAGAGUUUCCCUUUAAUAACCGGAGCAAUGCCUGUGUUUGUUAAAAACAACCUCGGCUGUCGUUCACAAUAAAACUGAAAGAAAAAAGAGCUCGGGCUGCGGACGUACGGUGACAUGCUGAAGCGUUUAAAGCCGGGACACUUGCAUGCAAAAUGAAAAUAAUAUACACAGAACCGCAGUAAAGGAAAAUACGGACUGUUCUACUAUUCGUUUUUUUAAUUCGUCUUAUUUCCCUCCGACAUCCGGAAGGUCUCGAGUUGAGUCGGAUUUUCACUGUGAGGGUCAGAAGAAAACUUUUUUUUUUUGCUUAUGGUUCUCUACUGUAAAUUAUUUAAUAUGAGACUGAUAUAAUUUUUAUCAUUUUUGCUGGCUUUUUUUUUCUAUUUGCACUUGAACCGAGGGAACUGAUGGAGAAAACUAAGUGACUCGAGCUCUUCGGGCCUUUCUGUUCUCCCUCGCAACCGAUUUAAAAAUCUGACGAAGAAAUUUCAGUGAAAUUUCAACACUACGAGCUCGGACACUGUUUCUUUUGGUGUGUGUGUGUGUUUUUGUUUUUUUUUAUGUUUCUUUUCAUAUUCACAAAGCAGAAUCUAUAGCAAACCUACAGCAGCAGCCGCAGCAGUGCGCUCCUCCUCUUCAGCGUGUGUGUGUGUGUGUGUGUGUGUGUGUGUUUGUGUGUGUGUGUGUGUGUGUGUGUGUGUACAUGAUGCUCACUUUCCUGCAGAGUGUUUGAUUUUGCAGCACGUUUCUCCUGAAACAGUGUGUGAGAUGACUGCACACUCUCUGGAUUUUUCCCAGGACACAGGAAUGAAGAAAUCAUGAAGUAGUUUUUUUUUUCAUCAGUAAGAAGGGGAGGAGUUUGUUACGUCGUUGUAGUUCGAAAGCCAGAAUCUAGUUUUCUCACAGUCAGAAUCUUCAGGUUUGUUAUAUUUGCCUUUUGAGGAAUAUUUUGGCCAGAAAUCAGAUGCACACAGAAUGUCCAGUUGAUCAGUCAGGGAUUUUCUCUUCUGGACUGGAGCUACGUGGCUAAUAACAAGUUAUGCAAAUCUUUUUCAUCCAAAAAAGAAAAUCAAAGCGAUGCCAAGAUCUUACAUUAAUUCCAGUUUUACUUCCGGUUUUAAUUCUAGUACAGAUUUCUAACUCUGCAUUAUAAUUUGUCGCUAGCCGGAUUGUUAGCAUUCUUAGCAUGCUACGUACUAAUCACGCUCUGCUACUUCUGGUGUAACUUUAGGACUCGAUGAGGCUCUUCGAAUCAAUGAUCAAUGAAUUUGAAUGAUUCUGUGAAUCCUGUGACUCUCCCUUAGCCUUUUGUACACAUCAGUUUAGAAAGAAAAAACAAAAGAAGUUAAAGAGAUAAAGAGAGAAUGUUUUCCAUGUAGGCCAGGCAUUAGACUUGCUUUUAACUCCUCGACGUUUAAACACGUUGGGUGUCACACAUAUAUAUAUAUCCUGUCUUAUUGCUUUGUGUACAUAAUAACAUCAACGUCUGGUGGUUAGAAAGUUUGGGAAACAACACAAGCAGGCUGGGUGACCGUGUUCGAGGGAAAUAAAGACCAGAGAAUCUCAAGACCAGAUUCAUUUAUCUUCAGAAACUGCUCACCUUCUUACCAUUUUAAUUAUAUGCAUUAUGUAAAACCAGAGAACGUGGUCAAACACUGCGUUUUGGCUCUGCACCGCCCCCUAGUGUUGUGUUUUUACCUCUUAAAUGAACACUGGAGAGAACGUGAACAGCGACAUUAAAAAAAACUAUGAAGUCAUGAACAAUUGGGACAAAUCAUCACUGAAUCCAGAGAUAAAUCCCCACAGUGUUAAUGGAUGAUUUAUGAAUCAUCGCUAUAUUUAAGUGACUCAUUUGGCUCUCAAUGAACUCACUGACUGGUAAUGAACCGUUUUUAGAGUCCAUUCUUUUGGAUGACUCGUGAAUCAUCUCUAUGUAACGCGAAUUCUUGAUCUUUUAAAUGAGUUAGAUAAAUGAUUCAGAUCACUAAAAAGAAGUCGACUCUUUUAGCUUCCAAACAGAUGUCGUGUCCCACUAUAUAGUGUCCUAAACCACAACCUGUAGGACACUGAAGGAUGUGGGUUCGAGAUGGAUAUUUAUGCAAAAUAUCAGCCAUGUAGCUCCAGAUAUCAGAAGCUUCAGAGAUCAGGAUUCCUUUGAUGAUCAGCUACAUUUGGGGUAAAAACAUAACGAGUCAAUUUCCUCAAAUUGAAUUAGUCGUCUCAUUGUCUGUCUGUUUUUCUGUUGUAAACUCAAAAGCAAGUUCCGUGUUUCUAAUGAAUGCAUCGUGACUCCUAAUGCUGUAGAUAACGAUCUGUAUAGGACGAGUAUUAGUGCCUUAAUGAGAAUAUCAGCAUGACAGACAGAAAAACGUCUUAAGUGGAGACGAGAUGAUUUCGGAGAUAAAAUUCCUGCUGAAUUUGACUGUUUUUCUUUUAUGUUGUUUUUUUUUAAACUGUAGCUACUUAAACAUCCCUGAGGAUUCUGACAGUAGGUUCGCAUCUCUGGUGCACGUUUGGGGCAUCGAUGAUUCUAACAAUAGCUUUAUGUACAGUUCAGGCCUCCAGUUUGAGAGGUGAAACUCCGUGACCCUUCAUUUAGUAUGUGUGAAAUUUUCAACCCGCUAACGAACUCGUGUAAAACGACGUUCUGUAAAACCCAUCAGAUCCGUCGCUCUUAUAGGAACCGUAUUUAAUCCUGCCAUCCUUUUGGUUUAUCUCUUUUUAUCAGUCACGUCAUGACCCGUAAACCAUUCUGUUUGUUUUCUUAUUAUUUCUCAAAUCUGCACCUACUUGCAAGUUCCUAAAAUGUAUCUUUCGUUUAUUUUUCUAACACAUAUUAGGCUUUAAAUGUCUGUAAACCGUUGCACUAGAUGCUGAGAUAAACUCAGAAGAAUGUUGAUCGCUAGACCUAGCGGUGGGAAAGCGCUGAUUGUGGUAGCGUAACGCUGUCCGCUGUGGAGCGACAGGAUAAUUUAUAUGUCUGUGUGUAUUUUUUUUUUUUUUACAUUGUAGAUGCUACUUCCAUCAUUAAGACUUUAAGUCUCUAAAUUUUGGCACUAACGGCUGAUUGCUUUUGCACAAACUGCAAAAGAAAGGUUGGCUUUUUUCCCUGAGAAGUGUGAGACAUGUCCACAGGACAAACGAUGAGUUUUAAAACAUGAUUACGUGACCAUUUGGAGUUUUUCUGUAUUUGUAUCCCACUGUCUGUUUAUUAAUCAUCUAGUGAACUUUACUAUUGAGAAUUCAUUCAGACUAAUUUGACUCACUUAUAAUAAGAGUCGGUUCUUUUGGCUCUCGAACUGGCAAGGAACCAACUGUUAUAGAUGAACUCGGGAAUCGACUCUUAUAAGCGAUUCAUAAAUCGUUUGUGUACCAAAAAAAAAUCUGAUUCUUUCAAAAAUUGGGAGAUCAAAAAGAGUUGACUCUUACAUUACUGAAUCAUGAAUCAGGUGUGUGCUUUAGAGCUGAGAAUUCCUGCCCUCUCAGUCAGUCGGAUCAUUUAACUCAUUUGGCUCGUUGAUAUGUUCGGUAGUUUUUCUUUUUUAAUAAAUGAUGUCAGGUGAUGCAGGUCACCUGUUUUCAUUCUAUUUUUAACCACGGCCGAAGAAGACGCACAUGCACUGUUUGGACAGACAAAUUCAUUCGAAUGAGUCUAGCUCUGAUGUUGAACAGAACUUUUCCACACAUUAAUUUAAUUACACAGAGGAGGUGUUAGCAUUGACUAGAAAAAACUAGAAUUAAAUAAGUCUCACAUUGAGUUUUACAAUCGGAUCUCAAACAGUUCUGCCUUUGUUUUAGUCGUUUAUUGUGUUGGAACAAUGAUUCGUGAAUCGUUUCUAUGGUUCAUGAGUCAUAACUCUGUUCAGUGUUGAAUAAAGCAGGCAUUUCUUAAGAAAAAUGUAUUUUUAAAUCAAUUGUUUUCAAAAUAAAUAAAUAAAAGACUCAGACAUUUUGCACCACCUUGGGCUGUAAAACAUACGCACACGUGGACCAUAUAUUUAAGGAAAAAAAAAUAUUCUCGAUCUGUUUGUUGGUCUGAAUUAUGAUGAUAUCGAAUAUAUUAGUUUUAUGAGAUAAAGAAAAUCUGCAAUAGUUCGAUAACAAUAAUGUCGAGAAGCUUCCGGAACUUAAAAUCUGUUUAAAUGUGCUGAGAUUUUUUACAACAGGAUUGUUUAAUAGUAAAACUGGGAUCUUUUCAUAGUCAAGCAAUAUUCCAAUAAUUAGUCGGUUUUGUGAAACCCAUGAUUAAAAAUCAGUUUCAGUUCGUUCAUGACCUUUGACCCUCGUCCCAGUAUGAGAACCGAAUUGUGCGUUUGUGUGAGUCCGUGUUCUUAGUAUAAAUAAUUAAUGCCAGCACUUUAUCAUUUGUUAUGAAAGUUGGGGAACGU
Molecule: messenger RNA, 8047 nt
Organism: Tachysurus vachellii
Lineage: Eukaryota; Metazoa; Chordata; Actinopteri; Siluriformes; Bagridae
Product: nucleus accumbens-associated protein 2
Exons: 6
Coding region: 456-2105 (549 amino acids)
Biological process (GO): regulation of transcription by RNA polymerase II
Molecular function (GO): protein binding; DNA-binding transcription factor activity, RNA polymerase II-specific; RNA polymerase II cis-regulatory region sequence-specific DNA binding
Source: RefSeq, a predicted model, not a curated record